AUGGUACAGAUUCGAUGUAUUGGAACCAGUUCAAUUAUUUAUUUCACUCUUUGUGUCGGAUUGUUUGUCUUGACAACAUUUACAAAUGCCAAUGUAAUAAAUGAGGAAGAUGAUGAACCUAUCAGUGAGAACGCAAAACAUUGGUAUCCAGCGUUGUUGAGGUCGGAACCGCAAUUUGGAUUUGAACGUGGUUCUCGUUCUCAUGGCAAGCCAACAUUUAUCCGUUUUGGCAAGCGAUAUUUCGAUGCUUACAAUCCUAAUCUUUUCAACAACAAAUGA
Molecule: messenger RNA, 279 nt
Organism: Brugia malayi
Lineage: Eukaryota; Metazoa; Nematoda; Chromadorea; Rhabditida; Onchocercidae
Exons: 2
Coding region: 1-279 (92 amino acids)
Source: RefSeq, a predicted model, not a curated record